UUGUCACGGGAAGUUGUUCGUUCAUUUCCAGUUGCUAUACCGCAUGUGAGGCAGGGUUGUUGACGUCCUUAAAUUGUCUCGUUAGAGAAGUCCUUACACGCACAAGAUGGGUAGGGAGGACAAAGUAACAUGGAAAACCAAUUACUUCACAAAACUAGUCCAAUUACUGGACGACUAUCCAAAAUGUUUUAUCGUCGGUGCCGACAAUGUUGGUUCAAAGCAAAUGCAACAGAUCAGGAUGAGCCUGAGAGACAGCGCUGUAGUUCUGAUGGGAAAGAACACCAUGAUGCGGAAAGCCAUCAGGGGACAUCUGGAGCGAAAUCCUGCACUUGAGAAGCUGCUGCCACAUAUUCGUGGGAAUGUUGGCUUUGUUUUCACACGAGGAGACCUAGUGGAAGUUAGAGACAAGCUUUUGGAAAACAAAGUACGUGCUCCAGCAAGGAAUGGAGCGAUUGCACCCUGCCCUGUGAUCAUUCCAGCUCAAAAUACAGGUCUUGGGCCAGAGAAGACAUCAUUCUUCCAGGCCCUAUCCAUUCCCACGAAGAUUUCCAAGGGAACAAUUGAAAUUAUUAAUGAUGUUCAUAUUUUAAAAGAGGGUGACAAGGUUGGUGCUAGCGAUGCAACACUGCUGAACAUGUUGAACAUCUCUCCAUUUUCUUAUGGUUUAGUGGUAGAGAUGGUGUAUGAUUCUGGUACCAUCUUCGAGCCUGCCAUAUUGGAUAUCAAACCUGAAGAUCUCAGAGUUAAGUUCAUGGAGGGUGUCUGCAGAUUGGCUGCUGUUUGUUUGUCCAUUGGAUAUCCAACUAUUGCAUCAGCACCUCAUAGCAUUAUCAAUGGAUUCAAGAACUUGUUGGCCAUUGCUGCUACAACUGAAAUUGAAUUUAAGGAAGCUCAGACUGUCAAAGAAUUCCUUAAGGAUCCAUCGAAGUUCGCUGCAGUAGCUGCAGCAACAACAGCUGCUCCUGCAGCAGCAGCUGCUGCUCCUGCAGAAUCAAAGAAGGAAGAGGCUAAGGAGGAGAGUGAAAGUGAUGAGGAUAUGGGCUUUGGAUUAUUUGAUUAAUUACAAAUGUUAACAGAGAACUAGUGUCCACCAUUCCAGUUUUGUUGGAAGUUGUACCUUGAUUUCUGUGUUUUGUCUGUAUUGUCCAUGGAAACUCAUGUACAUUUGUACUUGACUGAUAUCAAUAAAACACCGAAAUAACCUGUCAUUCCAUAA
Molecule: messenger RNA, 1216 nt
Organism: Schistocerca americana (American grasshopper)
Lineage: Eukaryota; Metazoa; Arthropoda; Insecta; Orthoptera; Acrididae
Gene: RpLP0
Product: 60S acidic ribosomal protein P0
Exons: 7
Coding region: 107-1060 (317 amino acids)
Biological process (GO): ribosome biogenesis; cytoplasmic translation; ribosomal large subunit assembly
Cellular component (GO): cytosolic large ribosomal subunit
Molecular function (GO): structural constituent of ribosome; large ribosomal subunit rRNA binding
Source: RefSeq, a predicted model, not a curated record